UUUAACGACCUUGACUAGCCGUUGGUUUAUAUACAUCGGCGUUAGGGUCAUUCUUACACAUAUUGUACUGUGGAAUCAUACACAUUCUACACGUGUCAUGAUGGUGAAGUUCCACACAUUAUCGGUUGCAGCCAUCCUGGCGAUUGCUUCAUCCAAUACUAUUUUUGCUACAUUUAGAUCAAAUGGAAAAACCUUCGGAGAUGAAUCUGUUAGCCUUCUAGAACAUGAAAGUACCAGUUUGUCUCGUGGUCCUAGACCAACCGAAGAUCAAAUCAGUCAGUUACCAAAAAAUGUUUUCUUUCUAUUGGAUAACAGCAUUGAUAUGUCUAUUGAAACUGGAGAAGAGAAUCGUCAUUUCCUCUCCGAGUUUUUUAAAUUGUUAAAAAAAUAUGAAGGAAUAAAUGUUUCACUAAUAAGGUACAAUAGUGAAGAACCGUUAGGUUCGACGAAAGCAUUAACCAACGGGGAGUUGAAAAAACUAUCCGAUAAUAUUCCUACUAAAAUGCCUUUUGACAUUGGCGUUGUUCCUACCGGUAUAGGAGCUGCCCUCAAACAGAUAAAAACAUUAUACCCUGGUCACGAAAAUUUCCUUGUUGGAAACACCAUUACUGAAUUGGAAUAUGCGAAAGCAUUGGGUAAGGAUAUUGUUGUAAUCGUGUUUACUACUGGCCACGUCAUUGAUCCACAUUUAGCAUAUGAUGAGGCAUUUGAUGCCCGCCGUAAUGGUGUAAGAUUUUACGUUAUUAAUAGGGGUGGAAAGGCCGAAAACUAUUGGACUCAGCUAUUGGGAUGCCACUACAAUACUUGUUUGAGUUAUAUUCGGGCCAAAAUAACAAGGCCUUCACUAUAUCUCGAUGUUUUGGUGAACAGGGUUGUGUCUAAACGCGCGAAAGAUGCCGUUUGUUUGGAAGUGUGGACGGAUUAUAAACCUAACACUGAAAAAUCGGAUGUGAGGAUUAUGACUUCUACGUUGAAAUUAUACAAAACCCUUCUUACUGGGAGCUUUGGUGAGAGAAACAUCAAAGGUCUCACAUGUGAUGAGCAGCUAAAGGAUAUGCAGAAAAGACAAAUAUUUUGCUACUCAAAUAAGUGUGCUCCCACGAUCUAUUCAAGAUCUUAUGUUGACUUAGCUAUUCAACGUCUUAAUGCAAAAGAUUUUAAAGAGGUACUAGAUGAGUCAUCUUACAGAUCACGCCGUUUGCAAUCAGUGGAGAAACAUAAUGAGCAACAAACAGGUUCUCAAGAAACGCUUUCUGGAAGCGCCCGUGUAGAAACAAGCUUAGAAAGCUCAGUACCUUCAUCCUAUGUGGCAGAAUUGGGAGAAAGUGAUACAGAAACAUACAAACAGUUGGAGUACAUAGAUAAAAAUGGUGUCACUAUCUUCGACAAUGAGCCCACUGUUGUUGUCGAUACUCCUGAGUACGUACAAAAGGUGCAUGAAAGAGAAAUGAAGUCUGGUGAAGAAGCCAUCCAUCUUCCCAACUCUGGCACUCACCAUCCACCUCAUCACAGAAAGGGAGCCAACGGAUCCGGUAAAAAGACCACGAUCGUCGUUGGUAUUAUAUGCCUUGUAGUAAUAUGCGCCGUCAUAGCCGGCGCCUACCUAUCGCUUUCACAGCAAGAGUCUGUGGAACUCACCUCUGAAGAGGGUGACUUCUUGAACGACACUACGGGCGGUCAACCUGAAGUACUCGAAACACAACAAGUUGUGGAUGCAGAGAACAAAACAUGGUUGUAAGACACAAAACGAGUUGUCACAGCCAACAUAUACAAAUGCAGUUUAAAUUAAGUCACUAGUCACCU
This is a messenger RNA of Babesia bovis T2Bo, 1803 nucleotides long. RefSeq names its product Thrombospondin-Related Anonymous Protein 4 (TRAP4). The coding region runs from base 98 to 1738 and encodes 546 amino acids. The transcript has a single exon. The record is from RefSeq and is a predicted model, not a curated record. Lineage: Eukaryota; Apicomplexa; Aconoidasida; Piroplasmida; Babesiidae.